AUGAUUAUUCUUGCUCAGACAAAAUGGAAACCAGUGUUGCCAAAGUUUCCUCGUCAGCUUUACCCUCUAGGCUACAAAAUGCAUCUCAGUGAUGGUGAAGUGAAGGUGACUAAAGAAGGAAAUGUAGUGAAUUCACCUUUCCAGAUUCACUAUUCUAGCAUCUAUAUAAUCAUUAAAGCUGUGAAUGGACUUGUGCUGAUAUGGGACAAAAUGACAAGUAUCAUCAUUAAGGCCACAACAAGCUUUCAAAAUAAAGUCUGUGGACUCUGUGGUAACUUUGAUGGCAAUUCAAAUAAUGAUUUUAACACAAGAGGUAAUUUGAAUGUAGAAGAUGUCCUAGAAUUUGCUAAUAGCUGGAAACUAUCUCCAAAAUGCGCAGAGGUAACUUCUGUAUUGGAUCCUUGUACAAAAAAUCCAUUAAGGAAGCCCUGGGCACAAAGACAUUGUAAUAUCAUUCUCAGUUCAGUCUUCAAACUCUGCCACACUCAGGUGGACCCAUAUACAUAUUAUGAGACCUGUGUAAAGGAUUCAUGUGGUUGUGAUGAAGGAGGAGAUUGUGAUUGCUUUUGUACAGCAGUAGCAAUGUAUGCCCAGGCGUGCAACGCAGCUUGUGUGUGUGUUGAGUGGAGAACACAGGAAAUUUGCCCUGUGUUCUGUGAUUACUAUAACAAAGAAGAAGAAUGUGUGUGGCAUUACAAAGCAUGUGGCACAUGCUUAAAGACCUGCAGAAAUCCUGAAGGCUUAUGUUUGGCUGAUGAUCCAAGGGUGGAAGAGGCCUCCAAUUUCCUGAAAUCCCAUGCUGCCCGCCACGACGAUCGUGGUUCAAUGUCUGACCAAACUAUUAUUAGCCAUGGGAAUAAUUCCCUCAAUCUACCCAAAUCCCUCCUGAUCUUAUCCACCAAGUCUUUCUGA
Bombina bombina (fire-bellied toad) is the source of this 912-nucleotide messenger RNA. RefSeq names its product mucin-2-like. The record is from RefSeq and is a predicted model, not a curated record. Lineage: Eukaryota; Metazoa; Chordata; Amphibia; Anura; Bombinatoridae. The transcript has 6 exons. Gene Ontology annotation, cellular component: extracellular matrix. The coding region runs from base 1 to 912 and encodes 303 amino acids.